Messenger RNA from Hypoxylon fragiforme, 1616 nucleotides. RefSeq names its product norsolorinic acid reductase. The coding region runs from base 168 to 1304 and encodes 378 amino acids. The record is from RefSeq and is a predicted model, not a curated record. The transcript has 3 exons. NCBI's taxonomy places the organism in Eukaryota, Fungi, Ascomycota, Sordariomycetes, Xylariales, Hypoxylaceae.
GCACAACUUUGAUCUUGAACUGUACCUACCUCCAUUGCUUGUUACCUACAUAGGUAUAUAAAGUUUACAAGUCCAACAAAAAAAAAAACAAAAAAAUCACAACGAUAAAAAGUCUUUGACAAGAGUCACCUUCAUCGAACUUCUACUACAUCAGAUAAUUCCUCAAAAUGUCUGUUUGGCGAAUCCCCCCAACACCGAAGAGCCCUCUCGCUCGAUAUCGUAUCCUAUCCCCCACGGCUUCCGUGAGAGUCAGCCCACUAUGCCUUGGGGCUAUGAAUUUUGGCGAGGCCUGGAAGGAUUAUAUGGGUACUUGUGAUCAAAAGACUACGGAGGAGAUAUUGGAUUUCUUCUACGAACAGGGCGGUAACUUUAUUGACACGGCCAAUAACUACCAAUCCGAGCAGUCCGAAGCAUGGCUUGGCGAGUGGAUGAAGAAGCGUGGUGUUCGUGACCAGAUGGUCAUCGCUACAAAAUACUCCAGUAACUUCCGUACGGGACAUUUCGAUGAGAUUAUGAUCAAUAACCAGGGCAAUGGCACCAAGAGCCUACACGUGUCCGUCAAUGCCAGCUUACGAAAGUUGCAGACGGACUAUAUUGACCUUCUUUAUGUUCACUGGUGGGACGGAAGUACUUCUAUCCCCGAGGUAAUGCAGGCCUUGAACCAACUCGUACAAUCUGGUAAGGUUCUCUAUCUAGGCAUCAGCGACACACCCGCCUGGGUUGUGAGCAAGGCCAAUGAGUACGCUCGCAAUCACGGUUUACGCCAAUUCAGCGUGUACCAAGGGCGAUGGUCAGCGGCGAGCCGCGAUGUUGAACGCGAGAUUCUCCCCAUGAUUCAGGCCGAGGGCAUGAGCCUAGCGCCGUGGGGCGCACUUGGUGGAGGAAAAUUCAAGACAGAGGAGCAGCGCCAGGUGCAAACUAGUGGUCGCUCUAGAGAUCCAACCGAGGCCGAGAUCAAGGUCAGCCAGGCUCUAGAAGCGGUAGCUAGACGUAAGGGCACCAUAAUUACGAGUGUGGCGCAAGCGUACGUUACCCACAAGGCACCGUACGUAUUCCCCAUCGUCGGCGGGCGCACCAAGGAGCAACUCAAGGACAAUAUUGAGGCCCUGACGCUAUCGCUGGAUGACGACGACAUCGCGGAGAUUGAGGGUGCUGUUCCAUUCGAUUAUGGCUUCCCGCGCAGCUUCCUAUUUCAGGGGCAGAGCACCGACCACGAUGGCAAAGUUUGGCUAUUGUCCAUGGGCGGUACGACCGACUACGUUCCCAACCCCAAGCCCAUCACAGCGAAGAAGAUCGGGGAGUAGAGCACCCGCUCUUUCUUUGACUCGUGGAGGUGGCUUUCAGGAAAAUACUGAGUCAUACUUGUACUUCAAGUUAAAAGUUGAAAAACUGCGGAAGCAGUUCCCUUUGACGAUACUCGAUGGCGGGUUCGGAAUGAGUUGUUGGAAGAAGCUGCUCUGACAGGGCGAGUUUCGAUGCUACCAACAUCAGUUGUUAUAUACUCCCUACUCCAAUAAGCUUUGGACUGAUUUGAUGGUAGAGUGCAAAUAUAGUCAAGGAUAGUAUUUAUAUAUAUAUAUAUAUUCCCCCUCAAUGGGAGGAAACCAUGGGUCUUA